GAUGAAGUGGCCAAUUCAUUGGAAGUUAUACCGGUUUGUCUGUGGAAGCCACUUGGCCGUCAUGUGUCCAAAAGUUUCUUGGAUAAGUAAGCUGACCGACGCGUUAUACUUUAUGUUGCCCUUUAAUUUGUGCUGGUCGGAAAACUUAAAGAAUUUAAAACUUCCGUCUUCAGCCAAACACGCGAACGACAAACUGCUUGGUAUAAAGAAAAAGAGAAGGCUGUCUAUUUAUUCGAAAACUUUCCAAUUUAACUCUGGAGUACUUCUCUGUCUUGGUUUUGUUGCAUUGUUGUUGUUAUGGUUUUUUGGUUCUCUUCAAAGCUACCCUAUCCUCUGGUUCCAAUUUCGGUUCAGAGGAUAUGAAAAGGUAGAUCCUUUUAUUUUUCAGAAUUGUUCCAAGGUGGACUUUGGGAGGCGUUUUGCUGUAGUGAUACCUUUUAUUCCGAAGCAAACGAAUAGAGUUUUGAGUAACUUGAAACGUUGGGCGAGUUUGGAAUAUUUCCCUUGCGAUACACUCGUGGACUCCUUGGUAAUAGAGUCCACUGAUUUGUUUUUUUACUAUGAUAUGCCUUUGGAUCAUCCCUCUGUACAAGAGUCUAUUCACACAUUGACUAGAUGGUUAAGAAAAGAGCCUUUACAAAGUGUGGUAUCUAGCUGUUUUCAUAACGUUCGUUUUAUAUCUGCAAAUCUCUCGGCGGAACAGUCGACGAACAGUUAUAAAAUGGACUUUGUAAAAAGUUCUGUGAAAACAGAAGGCACAGUUCGUCAAUUUCGUGCAGUAGUUAAUCAUCCUUCCUUGAUAAACACGCAUCGUCAUUUCUUUUACAUGGAACCAGAUCAUAUCCCAAUACGAAACCGCUGGUUAAGUGCAAUAUUUAAUGAUUCUCUUCAAGGAGAUUUCUGGAUGAAAGGGAGUUUGAUGAGAUAUAAACCUAGAUUCAGUUGUGCCUUUGAGCCAUAUCGUACUCAAUAUCUUCGUCAUAUAAAUGGCAACGCAAUCUACAAGGUUGGUGACCCUUGUUUUAUGCGUUUUUUAGAAAACGUUUACAGGGAAUACCCUGACUUUGCGUUUGACACAAGUAUAAAUUUCUAUAGACUCGACUUACGACAUUAUAUUACAUAUCAAUACACUGCUCAUCGAUUCCAGGUUACAGAAGUAAUGGCAGAUCUAGGGGUUGUUAGAUAUGAUGAAGAUAGGCUUCGAUCAGAUUUACCAAAUACGUAUACGGCCCAUGGUAAAUUUAUGUACACUGAAAAACAGUUGGGUUGGCAAAAAUACUAAUUUAGUUGUAUUUUCUUGUCAUUACUUUUGUCAAUAAAGCAAACUUUUUCGAU
Galdieria sulphuraria is the source of this 1335-nucleotide messenger RNA. RefSeq lists its product as uncharacterized. The transcript has 4 exons. The record is from RefSeq and is a predicted model, not a curated record. The coding region runs from base 113 to 1282 and encodes 389 amino acids. NCBI's taxonomy places the organism in Eukaryota, Rhodophyta, Bangiophyceae, Galdieriales, Galdieriaceae.